AUGAUUUUCAAUAGAAUGGCUCAAGAAGAAAAUGAAACCUUCAAUUGCUUCUUCACCAAAAUAGAAACACAAGUUAAAAAGUGUAAAUUUAAAGACAUGGAAGAAAGAAUAUUAAAAGAUAAAAUAAUCAUAGGUAUACGAAAUGAAAAUCUAAGAGAGAAACUAUUAUCUAUGGAUGAACCAAGUUUAGCACAGACGCUUACUUUAUGUAGAAAUAGCGAAAUUAGAAGCAAGCAAAUGGAAACGUUAAAAAAUGAAAAUAUAAUUAAUGUUAAUGCUAUCAAAAACUACAAAAAGUGCCAAACGAGUCCUUCGACUUCCUCUGAAACUUUUGAGUGCAGACGUUGCGACACAACCCAUGGUCGUAAACAAUGUCCUGCCUUUGGGAAAAGAUGCAGAAUUUGUAAUAAUAUCGGACAUUUCACCAAAUGUUGCAGAAAGAGACAGAAAUCGGAACAAAUUAAACAUGGCCGGAAGAGAGAAACGAGAACGAGAGUGAACGUGAUUGAUACAGACAGUGAAAUAUCUGAUUUCACCCGAUCCUCAUCUCAAGACACUUCAGAUGAAGACUUUUUUGUCAAUGUCAUCCUAAAAUGCUCAGAGAUCAGGGCAACAAAAACUAAGAAAGAAGAUUUCAUUGAAACUAUCAAAAUAGGUCGUCAGCUAAUAAACAUCAUUUUUGACACUGGUGCCGAAUGUAAUGUCAUAUCUGAAAAGUUAAUCAGAGAUCCCAGCAAAAAUAUUAAAACUUCGGGUACCAAAAUAAUGUCCAUCGAGUGCGCCGAAGAAGAUGCCCACGCGAUGUAG
Psylliodes chrysocephalus is the source of this 807-nucleotide messenger RNA. The record is from the annotation of a GenBank genome assembly. Lineage: Eukaryota; Metazoa; Arthropoda; Insecta; Coleoptera; Chrysomelidae.